AUGCGGAGGAAGUUGUGGGUCGGAGUGCAGCCGCUGCUCCAGCCCGGAGGCCAGCACCGCCUCGACAACGCUGAGCACGGCCAGAAGUCCGGAGAAGCCGAACGAUUCGGUGUUUGGAUCGCUGAGAGCAGCCCUGGCCUAUGCCUCGUUCCGCAAACCCCCCAAACCAUCCACCUCUCCCACGUUCACGUCCGAGCAAUGGUCCAUCCCAGAAGAGCCGAGGUCACGCUCGGUAGACGGAGAAGCCCCACAGUCGCUGGGAUCGAAACUUUAUUCGUAUCUACCGAGUGCAAGGUUCUUCCGAAGAAGCCCUCCAAAAGACCAGAAAAUAGAACUGGAAGCGAAAGAAGGCGAAGAAAUUAG
Molecule: messenger RNA, 363 nt
Organism: Bursaphelenchus xylophilus (pine wood nematode)
Lineage: Eukaryota; Metazoa; Nematoda; Chromadorea; Rhabditida; Aphelenchoididae
Source: the annotation of a GenBank genome assembly